CAUCAAAACCCUAAGCUCUUUACUCGCUCGCACCAGCACGCAAAUCAAUUUGUGUGGGCGAUCAAAUCCGAGCGCCAGCUUUUUUCCCUUGCUGGGAAAUUUCCAGCAUUUCCCAAAGUACGACCGCGCGACGAACUCGUCUUCCUCCCCCUUUCGUCGUCCUCCUUCUUCCUUUCUUCUCUCGCAAAGUUCUGUAAGACCAGACAGACUUGCAACUCCGCUCUGCUGCACAUCAUGGCGCCCUCAAACCUCCCCGCGUCGAUGCACGCGACGUCCCAGGACAUCGAGAUGCUCCUAGCCGCGCAAUCCCACCUAGGCUCCAAGAACUUGCAGGUGCACAUGGAGCCCUACCUGUGGAAGACCCGCGCCGACGGCGUCAACGUCAUCAACAUCGGCAAGACCUGGGAGAAGAUUGUUCUGGCCGCCCGCAUCAUCGCCGCCGUCGAUAACCCCGCCGAUAUUUGUGUUAUCUCCGCUCGUCCCUACGGCCAGCGUGCCGUUCUGAAGUUCGCGGCUCACACCGGCGCCGUCGCUAUCGCCGGUCGAUUCACCCCCGGUUCCUUCACCAACUACAUCACCCGCUCCUUCAAGGAACCCCGCCUCAUCAUCGUCACCGAUCCCCGCACCGACUCGCAGGCUAUUAAAGAGGCUUCCUACGUCAACAUCCCUGUUAUCGGCCUCUGCGAUACCGACUCUCCCACCGAGUACGUCGACGUCGCCAUCCCCACCAACAACAAGGGUCGCCACGCUAUCGGCUGUGUCUGGUGGAUGUUGGCUCGAGAGGUCCUCCGCAUCCGCGGCACCAUUGCGUCCCGCGACACACCUUGGGACGUCAUGGUGGAUCUGUACUUCUACCGCGACCCUGAGGCUGAGGCCGAGGAGAAGAUCGAGGAGGAGAAGAUACCUACCGCCGAAGAAGUUGUCGCCGCUGCUGCUGAGACUGCAACCUUCGGGGGCGCCGCCCCUGCUGACUGGGAGGCUGCUCCGCCCGGCUUCGCUGCUGCCCAAGCCGGCGGCUGGGACGGCCAGAACGACGAGUGGGCUGGUGCUACGAACGCGCCGACGGCCGAAUGGGGUACUGCUGAAGCUAAGGACUCUUGGUAGGAACUGGCAGGCUCCGGUCAGCAACACACCCCUGGAGGAGAAGCGAGCGACCCGCAAGUCGACGACAUCAUCUGGUAACCCCCAUUGUCUUCCAUUCCGCACACCACCACCGCUACUAUUAAUCGCCACAACCUCUCUGUUGAAUGCUACUGCAGCCAAAAGUUUUAAAAAAAGAGCGGUAGAGUAUCGGGUCAACUUGACAGCACUAAUGAGGGAAAGAUAUCCGGACCGGGUCGGCUUGGUCGUCUCGUCUAGAGAAGAUCGCGGCCGGCAAGGUUCGGGGGAAUGCCCUGUGCAGUCAAAGGGGUGGACUUAAUCGUUAUCCCGCCCGGCUUCUCUGCCUGUAGGCUUAGCAGUAGAAAACGACAGGAAAAAGUAAAAUAAAGUACAAGAAGCAAGAUAAAGAAGAAACCGAAGAUAUCGUGAUUAACUGUGCUCGCCGCCUCUCUACAUUUAUGCUGGUUUUAUUUUUGGCAUUUACCAUCGGCGAUUGCCUAGUCCAAAUUCGACUCGUCUCGGCGUCUCGUAGGAAUUUCUUUUCCUAAACAUCCCACACCGAGCUACACCUAAUACCCUUCUACUAUUCCGCACGCGUCACGUCACCAAGCAAGCUCCAUCU
Molecule: messenger RNA, 1723 nt
Organism: Durotheca rogersii
Lineage: Eukaryota; Fungi; Ascomycota; Sordariomycetes; Xylariales; Xylariaceae
Product: ribosomal protein S2
Exons: 3
Coding region: 235-1104 (289 amino acids)
Biological process (GO): ribosomal small subunit assembly; cytoplasmic translation
Cellular component (GO): cytosolic small ribosomal subunit; ribosome; 90S preribosome
Molecular function (GO): structural constituent of ribosome
Source: RefSeq, a predicted model, not a curated record